GAGUCCCGCCAUGCAGCCGGCCGAGCUCCAGUUCGCGCAGCGGCUGGCGUCGCACGAGAAGGGCGUCCGGGAGCGGGCGGCGAGGAGGCUGCGCCAGUACAUCAGCGCCAAGACGCAGAGGGAGGCAGGUGGCUUCACUCAAGAGGAGCUGCUGAAGAUCUGGAAGGGCCUUUUCUACUGCAUGUGGCUGCAGGAUGAGCCCCUCCUGCAGGAGGAGCUUGCGGUCACAAUGUCCCAGCUCAUCCAUGUUGUGGACAACUCAGAGGCGCAGCACCUGUUCAUCCAGACCUUUUGGCAGACCAUGAAUCGCGAAUGGAAAGGAAUAGACCGCCUGCGGUUGAACAAGUACUACAUGCUCAUCCGACUGGUCCUCAGACAGUCCUUUGAAGUUUUGAAGCGAAAUGGCUGGGAGAAAAGUCGGGUCCAGCCCCUUCUCAAUGCCCUGACAAAGGAAGUCCUGCACCCCGAAAGUCAGUCUCCCAAUGGGGUGAGGUUCCACUUCAUCGGAAUCUACCUGGAAGAACUGUCCAAAGUGGGCGGGAAAGAGCUCCUGGCAGAUCAAAACCUUCAGCUGAUCGAUCCGUUCUGCAAGGUUGCUGCCGAAACCAGAGACCACACUUUGGUGCAGACCAUUGCCCGCAGCGUGUUUGAAGCGAUUGUACACCCAUCCCCCUCAGCUUCAGAGGACCCCACGGCAGGGGCCAGCCCUCUCUCUGGAGAAGAACCUUGGACAGUGCCUGGCAAUGGUCACCCUAAGACCAAUGGAACUGCCGAGGAUGGAGACAGAGCUGGCGGCUUGGAGGCCUCAGGGCCACUGCUGCAGUUCAACUACAAGGCUGUGGCCGCCCGACUCCUGGAGAUGACCAGCCAGAAGGACACGCCCCCCUUCAACAGGAAGCGCCUCUCCAGGCUUGCCAAGAAGUUCCAGGACCUCUGCGAAGGUGAGGCCAUGUGGAGCCCUGUCACUGCUUGUGGCAGUGUGGCCCCACCAGGCCAGGCUCAGGACCUCCCUGUUCCCGGGGCUGAGCCAGCGCUUCACGGAGGGCGACAGCCGGAUGCAGGAGAGGAGCAGGCACAGACAGCCGGUGGGGAUGCACCAGGAAGCAACCCCCCGGCUGCCCAGGAGGAGCCCAGCAGAGCCCCCCGGAAGAGGAGGAGGAAGAAGAGGAAGAACCGUGCCCAGCAUGAACUCGGGACAGGGCCAGAAGCACCAAGCUCCCCUCAGAAUGCAACAGGGCCAGAGGCCCCAGCGCCCCCUCAGGACGGGGCCGGGCAGCCUAGGACAGGACUCGGUGAUGCUCAGAAGAGCUGCCUAGGGGAGUCACCCCCCACGCAUGUGAAGAGGAAACGGCCUCGAAAGAAGAGCCUCAAGUCCCUGGGGGUACACUCUGGGCUCCCUGAGGACAUGUCACCCUGCGGACCCCCACAGACACAGGAUACCCAGGUACCCAGGAAGAAGCAGAAACUCAGGGCCCUCCCAGCCAGCGGCUCUGGCUUCUCCACAAUGCCUCAGCCCGGCCCUACCAGGGAACCCAUGGAUACCAGUGAUGUGCCCAGCCCUGCCCUGCAGGGAGACGGCAUCCAGACACCUGGCCCCCCAGGAUCGGGUGACAGCGUUACACAGAAACCCACAGUACCCAGAAACAGCUCACCGCUGCAGAGCAGAAAGCUGAAGAGGAAGAAGGGGGUGCCAGGCCCCCUUGGUCCACACAGCCCAGCCUGCCCCAGACCCGCCAGCCUGGCGAAAAAGAAGAGGGUGACAGGGACACUCGGAUCCUGGCCGCCAGCGGGGGCACAGCGGGGACAGGGCCCCCUCACCCCGUCUCUGGGCUCUUCCAGGCGGCAGCCUGAGCCGGAGAAGGACUUUGUGCAGUUCAGUACCUCGUGCCUCCCCAAGCCACUCUUCUGCCGGAAGGCCAAGGGCAGCCUGGCCACCAGCGCUCCAUGCACCCCUGUGCAGCUCAGCAAGACACCGUCCAGCACCAAGAAAGUCACCUUCGGCUUGAGCAGAAACAUGACAGCAGAAUUCAGGAAGACAGACAGGAGCAUCUUGGUCAGCCCCACGGGCCCCUCCCGGGUGGCCUUCAACCCCGAGCAGCGGCCCCUCCACGGGGUGCUGAAGAGCCCCCGUUCACCCACCAGCUCCACGCCCACCACCAAGAAGCUGCUGCUCCCCACUGCCCAGCGGCGGCCCAGGGCCAUGGACUUCUUCUAGGUGGGACGAGACGACAACCAGGCAACUGCCACCAGCGCAGCUUUGGGUGUGGGUUUCCGUGCACUCCCCGGGUCCCCAUAAACUGCCUCUUAGAGUGUG
This is a messenger RNA of Suncus etruscus (white-toothed pygmy shrew), 2314 nucleotides long. It is a transcript of the gene RRP1B, whose product is annotated as ribosomal RNA processing 1B. The coding region runs from base 11 to 2215 and encodes 734 amino acids. Gene Ontology annotation, biological process: rRNA processing. The transcript is spliced from 16 exons. The record is from RefSeq and is a predicted model, not a curated record. NCBI's taxonomy places the organism in Eukaryota, Metazoa, Chordata, Mammalia, Eulipotyphla, Soricidae. Gene Ontology annotation, cellular component: nucleus; preribosome, large subunit precursor; preribosome, small subunit precursor.